AUGGAAAACUACUCUAUUAACAGUGACAUACUUGAAAUCCAGGGUUUAGACAUCCCUGAGUCAUCCAUUUACCCAGUGUUCUUUGCAGUGCUCUUCUUUUACAUCACUCUGCUGAUAUCCAAUUUUGGUGUGCUGAUACUCAUUAUAACAGAGAAAAGCUUGCACCAACCCAUGUAUCUCCUGUUCUGCAACCUAUCAGUCAACGAUCUCUUUGGCAAUACUGUUUUACUUCCCCGUUUGCUGUCUGACAUGUUUGCUUCAAAGAAAUUAACCACGUAUGCCCAGUGUGCCACACAGGCCUUUUGUAGUCACAUAUUUGGUUCAGCCUCACAUAUGAUACUAAUGCUGGGUCUCACAAUUAGGUUGUCUCGCUGUAGAUACAUUAUCCUUAAUGCUUAUUGUGAUAAUGCAUCAUUGUUUAAAUUAUCUUGUGAAGAUGUGUACAUUAAUAACCUAUAUGGGCUGGUUUUUACUGCAGUACUUUUUGGCUCCUCAAUAGGAUGUAUUGUUGUGACAUACUUAAGGAUUGCAAUGAUAUUCUGGACUAAAAAAAGCAAAGUGCUCAACAACAGAGCUCUACAAACAUGUGGAAGUCACUUAUUAGUAUUUAUGAUUAUGAUUAUGACAGGGUUCCUUACAAUAAUUCUUCAUCGUUUUCCGGAUUACCCAUAUUUGAGAAAAUUGGCAUACAUAUUUUUCCAUGUUGUGCCUGCUAAUUUAAAUCCAAUCAUAUAUGGUAUGCAAACAAAGUCUUUACGGCAGAAAAUUUGGCAGAUUUUAUUUAGAAAGGUGUCAUCCAGUGCACCACAGAGAUAA
Molecule: messenger RNA, 816 nt
Organism: Clupea harengus (Atlantic herring)
Lineage: Eukaryota; Metazoa; Chordata; Actinopteri; Clupeiformes; Clupeidae
Product: olfactory receptor 52A5-like
Exons: 3
Coding region: 1-816 (271 amino acids)
Source: RefSeq, a predicted model, not a curated record